Molecule: messenger RNA, 1809 nt
Organism: Jaminaea rosea
Lineage: Eukaryota; Fungi; Basidiomycota; Exobasidiomycetes; Microstromatales
Product: aldehyde dehydrogenase
Exons: 2
Coding region: 98-1615 (505 amino acids)
Molecular function (GO): succinate-semialdehyde dehydrogenase (NAD+) activity
Source: RefSeq, a predicted model, not a curated record
GCUGCUUCUCGUUCCCCGCACGAAUUGGACCAGCUGUUUCUCAGCGACUCGACAUGGCCUUUGACAGCUUCGCUCUCUACCAAUCGAAACGUCCGCCAUGAGCAACGGAACAUCUCCUGCCCAGUUUAUCAACCUACAGCCGGUACCGGCUCUCAUUGGCGGUGAGCCAUUGACGUCUUCCAAGACGCUCUUCGAUGUAGUCCGUCCUGAGCGCGGAGACAGCGCCAAGGUCCACUCCGUCGUCUCGUGCUCCGUCGACGACGCCAAUAGAGCAGUCGACGCAGCUGCAAAGGCGCUGCCAUCAUGGAAGUCGACGAGCUUCCCGGAGCGUCGUGCAAUCUUUCUCAAGGCUGCCGAUCUCCUUCGUGGCCGCAUCGAUGAGUACGUCAAGCUCACCACCGACGAGACGUGCCUUGAUUUGUCAUUCUCCGGCUUCGAGCUGGCUCACCUCGCCGUGCCAGGUCUAGAGGAGACGGCAGCUGUCAUUUCGACGGCUCUUCGAGGUGAAUUCCCACGUCUCGACGGCUCUGGUCGUCGCGAGCUCAUCCAGCGCGAGCCCUUUGGCGUGGUACUCGGCAUUGCGCCUUGGAACGCUCCCUUCUUCCUCGCCCUUCGCGCUAUCCUCAACCCGCUCGCUGCUGGCAAUACUUGCAUUCUGAAGACGUCGGAGAACAGCCCACGAACGCAUCUGGCAGUUGCCCAGCUCCUCUACGAUGCCGGAUUGCCAAAGGGUGUGCUGUCCGUGGUCCACUCGGCGCCCCAGGACGUCGUCGAGGUGACCAACGCCCUCAUCCACCACCCGGCCGUUCGCAAGAUCAACUUCACUGGGAGCACGCGCGUCGGCCGCCUCAUCGCCAUGGAAGCUGCCAAGGCUAUUAAGCCCAUCGUCCUUGAGCUCGGUGGUAAAGCGCCGCAGAUUGUCCUCGACGACGCUGACAUCAAGGUUGCCGCCAACAAUGCGGUCAUUGGCGCCAUGAUGAAUCACGGGCAAAUCUGUAUGUCGACGGCCAUCAUUCUCGUCGACGCCAAGAUUGAAAAGUCCUUCCUCGAAGAGGUUCAGCGCCUGUUCUCAGAGAACAAAGAAGCCCUCGCCGAGUACCGCAAAGCUCCAGGCAAGGCUCGCGCUCUCUUCACCGCCGCCUCAGCCAAGCGUGCGAAUGAGAUCCUCGAGUCGACGCUCCAGGCUGGCGCUAAGAUUGCUGCGGGCGAUUCGAGCGCCAACGACGUCGAGCAUGCCUCUGUCAAGCCAGUCGUCGUAAGCGGCGUCAAGCCAGAGAUGCGUCUCUUCCAAGAGGAGGCGUUCGCGCCCAUUCUCUCCGUCACUACCUUCACCUCGGACGAUGAGGCUGUCCGACUGGCCAACAGCAACUCUGCCGGUCUAGCCGCGGCAGUCUACGGCAGCGAGGUGCGAGCUGUGCGUUUGGCUCAACAGAUCGAAGCAGGGCAGGUUCACGUCAAUGCGAUCACAGUGCACGACCAUCCGAGCAUCCCGCACGGUGGCUGGAAGGAGAGUGGGUUUGGGCGCUUCAAUGGCGUGGCGGGUCUGCACGAGUUUACGCAGACGAGGACCAUCACGAUGAGCGAGCCCCAGGCGAUGCCUCUCGUGGUGCUGUGAGGGGGGCGAGAACAUGCAAAGGGACACUGUCAAUGGAUCUCGUACAAAUCGCAAUGCAUUGCUGGUCAUCGUUGCGGCGACGAUCAUCUUGCCAUUCGAACCACCACUUCGCCGCCAUCAUCAUGUCCGUACCUUCGCCGACUUACUCCAAUGCCGUCGCAACCGUCGGUUUGGCUUUGGCUGGUGUCCAAGCU